AUGCAGAACACGUCAUUCUUGCAAAAGGUUGGCCUGAGUGAAUUCCACCACCGUGACGGCCUCGGUGUGUCCAUGUCACUCUUCUCCAUGGUGACAUUCAUUCAUUCACAUCGGAGCAGUGACGCGUUCCGCCCACACAAACAGGAACAUCCUCGUCACCUUCAGAAGCACUACCGAGUCUGCUCGCUCUUGAUGCCAUGCGCAACCACCUCCCAAAGCUGCACAACGGCAGGUUGUGCGCGUGCCGGUGGUUUGGCGAAGAGCGAAUGGGUCGUGAAGGGAAGGUUGGAUAUGACCCGUCGUGCAAGCAGGCAGAGGAAGAGUUCAACAUACACACGCACGGAGCUGACGCUGGAGACCAAGUUUGGGCUCAUCGUGGAAGGACUUGGCUACCACUCCUUCAGAUCAUGGCUGCGGGCGCCAUCCCCGUCAUUGUCGUCGAUCACUACGUGCUGCCCUACCAGGGCCUGCUGGACUGGGAGACGUUCAGCAUCCGCAUUCCCCGAACACAGGCUCCUCGAGCUUCCGAGGAUAAUGCGGUCGAUCCCUGAUAAGAUGGUGGAGAUGAUGCAGAGACGCGUUGUGUUUGUGUUUGAGGGGUUCUUCAAGUCCCUCCACCCAACACUGGAGUCUGCCAGGAUCAACCUGUUCAGCGGCGACAACGCGUGGCAGACGGCCAAGGACAAUGCCCCCAUGUGA
Salpingoeca rosetta is the source of this 699-nucleotide messenger RNA. RefSeq lists its product as uncharacterized. The transcript has 9 exons. The record is from RefSeq and is a predicted model, not a curated record. Lineage: Eukaryota; Choanoflagellata; Craspedida; Salpingoecidae. Bases 1 to 699 code for a protein of 232 amino acids.